Messenger RNA from Fusarium subglutinans, 2673 nucleotides. RefSeq names its product ankyrin repeat domain protein. NCBI's taxonomy places the organism in Eukaryota, Fungi, Ascomycota, Sordariomycetes, Hypocreales, Nectriaceae. Gene Ontology annotation, molecular function: protein binding. The coding region runs from base 1 to 2673 and encodes 890 amino acids. The transcript has a single exon. The record is from RefSeq and is a predicted model, not a curated record.
AUGGCCCACCUUACAUUGGAUUUGAUCGAGCGCCAGCUGGACAUUAGUAAGGAGAAGGUUAUCGACAUCACAUCACAUCUCCCGCAAAACGUCAACGAAGCUUACGAAAGGAUACUGUGCAGAACCUUUAGCAAAGAAAAGGCAACCAGAAUGUUACAUCUCAUCAUUGCUGCAGACCGCCCUCUUACAGUGGGCGAAAUGAUCGUUGCCCUCGAGCUUCAGCAGCAUCACCAGUCUAUUGAUGAUAUCGAAAUAGAGCCCGAAGGCCGCUUCCGUGAAAAGAUUAGGGACAUCUGCGGAUUGGUCACCGUUAGCGAAUCACGAAUCUUCCUUCUUCAUCAGACUGUCAAGGAGUUUCUGAUUUCCAUAAACCACGCUGAGCCGGCUAGUUUAAGCUGGAAGCACUCAGUACUCGUGCAGGAUCCUAAUUUGACCCUGACUUAUGUCUGCGUCUGGUGUCUUCAAUUAGACCAUUCGACGAAAGGGCGGCAGAGUACCAAUUCAAGGGCCUUGACACAUACCUCAAGAAACUCAUUUUUCAACUAUGCAGCUAAACACUGGGCUAAUCAUUUCAACCGGCUAUCAGUUAGCAAUCAGAAGAAGAUGACAAACUUGGCACUCGAGAUUUGUGACGAUCGAGGUCCUUGCUUCUUGGCUUGGUCCCAAGUUUAUUGGCUAAGUCGGCAUGGCCAGUUCGUUUCAGGGUUCACGACUUUGAUGGCAGCAUCUUACUUUGGACUUGAACCAGUUCUGAGACGCAUCAUCAAGACUCAAUACUCUCAGUUGAACAGAAAAGACGAGACUUACCACAAAUCGGCGUUAUCUUGGGCAGCAGGUAACGGCCACGAUGGUGUUGUGGAACAACUAAUCCGUGGCUUAUCGAUUGGCCCUCGGUCCUUGAAAAUGGUCCUUCGACGAGGGGCCAAUGUCAACGAGUUGGAUUCAGAAAAUCGAACGCCUCUUACUUAUGCUAUCUGGAAUGGACAUCUAUCAGUCGUUCACCGCUUGGUCGAAGCUGGCGCGUGGGUUGACGUGCCCGAUGUCUUGGGAGGAACACCCACCUCGUACGCGGUCACAAGCGGAAAUUCUGGAAUAAAAGCUUUGCUUGUGCGAGGAAAUGUUCCUAGAGAUCCAAAUCAUAAGGAAGGGGGAAAGCUUCUAUUGUCUGCAGCCAAGUAUGGCCACAUCAACGUGGUGAGAGUACUCGUGGAAGCUAAAGAAACAAACAUUAAUCUCAAGGAUGGUGAAGGCUGGACUCCACUGAUGUGGGCUAUCAACUAUAGACAUAACAGAAUCAUCAAGCUUCUCCUGGAGCACAAAGCAGAGGUUAAUAUCAGGGACAGGGCCGGGAUGACACCCCUUCACUUCGCUACCCGAUACGGCCAAUUCGAAGUAGCAAAACUAAUACUGCAAACCGGGCGCGCUGAUGUUAACAUGCCAGAUUUGACUGGGCUGACCCCCUUGCACCAAACUGCUCGUUGGAAACAGGAUGAUAUUGCUCAGUUGAUCCUUAGGACAGGGGUGGCGAACAUCGCUGCCAGAGUACAUGGGAAAGAUCCUGCAUACUCUUGGGUUAUUCGAUACAAUUCUUGCUCGACUCUUAAACUGAUGUUUGAUCUUUAUGAUGAUAACGUUAGCGUUCAAGAUUGUGCAAUGGCGAUCUUUGAGAGUGACAACGAGUGUUUAGACCAGGAGUGGGCCGACAAGCUGAAAGUCUUGCUGAAAUCGAGGAAGAUAGAUAUCAGUAUGUGUGAUGAUAAAGGCGAAAAUAUCUUGCAUAGAGCUGUCACAAAAAGAUCAUAUGAAAUGAUCAAGGAGAUUCUUGCAACAGAAAAAGCGCCUACCAACAGCCGAAAUAGCCGUGGGCUUACGCCUCUCGCACUGGCUUGUUUGACUCUAGACUCGGACGCAGUGUCUCCGUUAUUGGAAGCCGAUUCAGUGGACCUAAACAUAGCCGACAACAAUGGAUAUACACCACUUCAUCACGCUGUUCAGGAGCAUUCAGCUCCCAUUACUAGCGCUCUAAUCGCAACGGGAAAGGCGAGUGUUGACAUGAAGAAUAGAGACGGCCGCACACCACUCUCUUUGGCUUGUCUGAGCGGCAACACAACCUUGGCAAAGUAUUUCCUUCAUAGUCCUCUGGUUAACAUCAACGCCCAGGACAAGUAUGGGAGAACACCUGCUCAUAACUGUGUUUUGAUGGGGGACGUGAAUAUGUUGCGCCUGAUUUUGCGAACAGGUCGAGCGAAUCUCAAUGUGGUGGAUAACCUCUGGCAUACCCCAAUACUGCUUGCUGCUUACCGGUGUCAAUGGCAAAUUGUAUUUCUGUUGCUGAAAUACAAACAGGCCAUUAACAUGAAGGAUCGUAAAGGAAGGACAGUGCUAUUCUGGGCCAUUAUACACCGACAAGCAGAUGUAGUUAGGCUGUUGAUAUCACUAGAGCAAACCGACCUCAAUGUCCGAGAUGAGGAAGGACUUACACCAUUGUCUCAUGCCGCUCAACAAGGGAAUGAAGAGAUAAUCCGGAUCCUAUUUGAUGACCCCUACAUCGAAGUUGAGGUCGAAGAUAAUACCGGCAUGACUGCACUGGGACAUGCUGCAAAAGGGGGGGCAUUUGGGGGCUGUCGAAUUGCUUUUGAAAGAGGGCAACGCAAAGCUAUUAACAAGGGAUGA